AUGGCUCCCAAGGGCUGCGUGGGGCUGCGGUCUCCGCUGGCCUGGGCCUGGCCGGGAAAGAUGCUAGCCAUGGGAGCGCUGGCAGGCUUCUGGGUCCUCAGCCUGCUCACCUAUGGUUACCUGUCCUGGGGCCAAGGCCUGGAAGAGGAGGAGGAUGGAGCUGUGCGAGCCCAAGCUGGAGAAAGACUGGAACCCAGCACAAUGGCCACCACCCAGCCCCAUCUCAUUUUCAUCCUAGCGGAUGAUCAGGGAUUUAGAGAUGUAGGUUACCACGGAUCUGAGAUAAAGACACCCACUCUGGACAAGCUCGCUGCAGAAGGCGUCAAACUGGAGAACUACUAUGUCCAGCCUAUUUGCACACCGUCCCGGAGCCAGUUUAUUACUGGAAAGUAUCAGAUACACACCGGGCUUCAGCAUUCGAUCAUAAGGCCUACCCAACCCAACUGCUUACCUCUGGACAAUGCAAGCCUACCUCAGAAGCUGAAGGAGGUUGGCUAUUCAACACAUAUGGUUGGAAAAUGGCACUUGGGUUUCUACAGAAAAGAAUGCAUGCCCACCAAGAGAGGAUUUGACACCUUUUUCGGUUCCCUCUUGGGGAGUGGUGAUUACUACACACACUACAAGUGUGACAGCCCUGGAAUGUGUGGCUAUGAUUUGUAUGAAAAUGACAAUGCUGCCUGGGACUAUGAUCAUGGCAUCUACUCCACACAGAUGUACACUCAGAGAGUUCAGCAAAUCUUAGCAUCCCAUAACCCCAGGAAGCCUUUGUUCUUAUAUAUUGCCUAUCAAGCUGUGCACUCCCCCCUGCAAGCCCCUGGCAGGUAUUUCAAGCACUACCGCUCCAUUAUCAACAUAAACAGGCGGAGGUAUGCUGCCAUGCUCGCCUGCCUAGAUGAAGCUAUCAAUAACGUGACCCUCGCUCUGAAGACGUACGGUUUUUAUAACAACAGCAUUAUGAUUUACUCCUCGGACAAUGGCGGCCAGCCUACAGCAGGGGGGAGUAACUGGCCUCUGCGAGGCAGCAAAGGCACAUACUGGGAAGGUGGAAUCCGGGCUGUUGGCUUUGUGCACAGCCCACUUCUGAAAAACAAGGGCACCGUGUGUAGGGAGCUGGUGCACAUUACUGACUGGUAUCCCACUCUGAUUACACUUGCUGAAGGGCAGAUCGAAGAGGACGUGCAGCUGGAUGGUUACGACAUUUGGGAGACCAUCAGCGAAGGCCUCCGUUCACCCCGAGUGGACAUUCUACACAACAUUGACCCGAUCUACACCAGGGCGAAAAACGGCUCGUGGGCAGCUGGCUUUGGGAUCUGGAACACUGCCAUCCAGUCGGCCAUCCGAGUGCAGCACUGGAAACUGCUCACGGGGAACCCCGGCUACAGCGACUGGGUGCCCCCUCAGGCUUUCAGCAACCUGGGUCCCAACCGGUGGCACAAUGAGCGGAUUACUUUGUCAACUGGCAAAAGUGUUUGGCUUUUCAACAUCACAGCUGACCCGUAUGAAAGAGUGGACCUUUCCCAUCGGUACCCUGGGAUCGUGAAGCAGCUGCUGCGCAGGCUCUCAAAGUUCAACAAAACCGCAGUGCCGGUCAGGUACCCCCCCAGGGACCCCAGGAGUAACCCUCGGCUGAAUGGAGGCGUGUGGGGACCCUGGUAUAAAGAAGAGAAGAACAAGAAGCCAAGAAAGAGCAAGGCUGAGAAAAAGCUGAAGAAAAGUAAGAUAAAGAAGAAGAAACAGCAGAAAAUGGACUCAUUUCCAAGUUGCCAUUCUGGUACUCCUCACGGAUAAUGACAAGUAUUAUUUUUUUCCUGCCUGGGUAAAAUGAAUUCUUAACCUUGAGGCUGUUUGGUAAGCUCAGUGACAUCACGGUGAUCUCGUCCAUUGCAUGUCGUUCGGCUCCACAAAGACUUGAGCACCCUGCCCGCCCACGUGGAGCACCGGUGCCCAUGGCGCUACUCCUGGGAGCCCCACUGAUUUCUCCGACUCCUUUGUGAAACGCGUCAACUGACAGAGCGCAGUGCUUUCAAUUAUGAGAGGACCGAAUGGACGAUGAAUGAAUGUGCUGGUGUG
Molecule: messenger RNA, 2070 nt
Organism: Echinops telfairi (small Madagascar hedgehog)
Lineage: Eukaryota; Metazoa; Chordata; Mammalia; Afrosoricida; Tenrecidae
Gene: ARSJ
Product: arylsulfatase family member J
Exons: 2
Coding region: 1-1788 (595 amino acids)
Source: RefSeq, a predicted model, not a curated record